AUGACAUCAGAUAUUAGGGAUUUAUUGCAAGAACUACUUGAAAUCUUCAAAAGAGGAUGUGAUGACUACGAAGAUGACCGAAUAAUAGAAGUAGAGGUCAACGAAUGGUUCAAAACACACAGAGAACCACCAUCACAAAUAUUCAAGAUGAUAUUUGAGCGAAGGAACGACGAAACAAACUACAAAACUCUUUUAGCAUUUAUGUAUUGCCAGGGAAUAGGAACAGAAAUUGAUAAAUGUGAAAUGUUUCGAUAUUAUUUGAUUGCUGCGGAACAAGGGGAUCCAGUUGCCGCGAAUCAAACAGGAUGGUGUUUUUACGAAGGAGUAGGAACACGCAAGAAUUCAGAAAAGGCUUUUUAUUGGUUUCAACGUUCGGCUGAUGGUGGUUAUGCGAUGGGAUUGGGUUGGUUGGGAAAAUGUUAUGAGAAAGUGGGUUUAGCGGGUCGGUGGAUAAACAUCAGGCGAUAUAUUGGUAUCGGCGGGCAUUUGAUUGUGGAUAUACGGAUUCAAGGAAGCAAUUAG
Ambispora gerdemannii is the source of this 522-nucleotide messenger RNA. The record is from the annotation of a GenBank genome assembly. Lineage: Eukaryota; Fungi; Glomeromycota; Glomeromycetes; Archaeosporales; Ambisporaceae.